AUGCCACGCUGACGUACAGGUGUUUUGAAAUACACCUGCAAACGCCGGCGCCACCUCAUGUAAAGUUCUCAGAUCGCCUGUGACCGCACGUCGAGGUGAGGUAGAGAGACACCCUGGCUGGAUCAUCCAAUUAAGUGUAUAAAACGUAGAAGAGGCUCCAGCAUGUCGUCGACCGCGCCCAUCAUAACAGGCUUGCUCAUGGCCUCGGCUGUCGUCUACCUCGGCGUCAGGAACCGAAGUCUCCGUCAGGUGGCUCUUGACAACUCUCUCGAGGCGGAGAAGAUGCUGAGUGACAGGAGUUACCACUUAUCUAACUGCCAGAAAUCAAUCGAUCCCAUGAAGAACGACCUUGAGAGUCUGGAAAGACAGCUCAGAGAGCAAAAUGGUCUUCUGACCGAGAAGAAAGGAAAACUCGAUUCACUAAAAUCUAUCCAAGAUACCGUCAACGCCAAACGAACGGAAAUUGCCGACCUGCAGAAGAAACUCGACGAGGCCAGCGUUACGCUCGUCAGCCUUCGCGAAGAAGAGAAGAAGAAGAAGGAAGAGGAGAAGAAGAAAGCGGAAGAAGAGGAAGAGAAGAAGAAGAAGGCGGAAGAGGAAGAGGCGAAGAAGAAGGCGGAAGAGGAAGAGGCGAAGAAGAAGGCGGAAGAGGAAGAGGCGAAGAAGAAGGCGGAGGAAGAGGCGAAGAAAGCAGAGGAAGAGAAGAAGAAAAAUGAAGAGAAUAAGACGAAAGAAAAGAAGGCGUAA
This is a messenger RNA of Penaeus monodon (black tiger shrimp), 747 nucleotides long. Its product is annotated as protein MNN4-like. Bases 163 to 747 code for a protein of 194 amino acids. Lineage: Eukaryota; Metazoa; Arthropoda; Malacostraca; Decapoda; Penaeidae. The record is from RefSeq and is a predicted model, not a curated record. The transcript has 5 exons.